ACAGCCUGACCCCUCCGAUCAUGCCACUGUUUUGUCGCAAACAGGCAACUUUUUUUUAAAACACAAGGCGUUGACUCGAAGUGACAAGCCUGCCAUGAAUGUUCCAAAUGAUCUUUCCAGGCAUCGUAGCGUACAUGAUAUCCCCAGACUCUUGCAGCCCAUUCUGGGGAAUUAGGUUCAAAGUUGACGUUAAUGUUCCGAACAAAUGUCACAAAGACUCAUCUCCCCAUUUUUGCAUUUUCCCGAACUUAUUUAUUCAUACGGAGUUCAUAUUUAGUAUCAGUCUGACUAACAGCAUUAUAGACACAGGGCUGCCUACAACAGGAGUUACCCACCCGGCUUCAGGCUGACUUUAAAGGUCCCAGCAGCCACUCAUUCAUGUAACCUCACAAAACAGAGUCCGAAGUUGGUUGGGAGCAGUGCUCUUCCUUAUGGUUGUCUGCUGAGGUUAAUAUCACUGAGGCUGCUGCAUCAUCUAAUCUUCUGCUUGUAAAUAUUCUCACUGAUCUCAUGACUGAGGUUCUGUCUGCAAGUGGAGCCUUGUGCACCCUGGCCACUGAAGAACAUCCAAUGGGAGCUGAUGGGAUGUACGAUAAGUUACGGAUGUUGAACGUCCAGACGGGGAGCUGGGGAGGGAGGCCAAGUUGGUACCAGGGAAGCUCAGUACCAGGGCAAGGGAGCACAGCAGAAGGCUGCCAGCAGCUGGAGGUCAGAGGUGAAAAUGGCAGCGGGGUUCAUGUGAACGGAGAUGAUUCCGAUGAAUCCCAGAUCCGCCUGCAACUUAAGAGGAAGCUCCAACGGAACCGCACGUCGUUCACACAGGAUCAGAUUGAGGCUUUGGAAAAAGAAUUUGAACGCACACACUAUCCAGAUGUCUUUGCCAGAGAAAGACUAGCAGCGAAAAUCGAUCUUCCUGAAGCCAGAAUACAGGUAUGGUUUUCCAAUCGACGUGCCAAGUGGAGGAGGGAAGAGAAACUCCGCAAUCAGAGGAGGCAGGCGUGCAGUGGUCCGAGUCACGUCCCCAUCAACAGCAGCUUCUCGCCUACUCUAUAUCAGUCAAUUCCACAGCCUGCUACCUCAGGACCAAUCCUGGGCAGAAACGAGACCUCUCUUGCAAACAGUUACAGUACGCUUCCACCCAUGCCAGCUUUUGCCAUGGCAAAUAACCUCCCUUUGCAGCAACCUGUCCAACCAGUUCCGGGUCAAACUUCCUCGUACUCUUGCAUGAUUCCAGCCAGCCCAGCUGUCAGCGUGCGGAGCUAUGACACAUACACUCCUCAACACAUGCAGCCUCACAUGAGUUCGCAGCCGCUGGCUUCAACAGGGGCUUCCUCUACAGGACUUAUUUCCCCUGGAGUGUCGGUUCCAGUUCAGGUUCCUGGAGGUGAUCAGGACAUGGCCCAGUACUGGCCUAGGCUGCAGUAAAGAGGGGAACAGGGACAAGGAACAGGAAAAAGAGUCCAUCACAUUUGACAUGAAGCCAGAUUCUGCUUAUGAUGUCUCAGAGGUGCCAGUGUAACAUAAAUCCACCCUGUUGAAUUAAGUAGGGCUCAGUGGGUAUAUAAGUGAUGACUGACAGCCUGUAAAAUUGUGCUAACAAUUCUGAUAUUUUUGCUUUUUUUUAAUAGAAGGGGUAUUUGAUUACAGCCUGUUGCUAUGCAUAUGGACAAUCUUGAAUCUUCAAUGUAAAGCUGUCAGAGUUGUAGUUAUGUAAAUAUAGAGGAUUCCCAUAUUAUGCCAAGCUGAAAAAUAUACUGGGAAAAAUAGAUAUCGUUGAAGGAAGGACUAUGGUUGAGUUUGUUGCUUUCAUUAGCAUUGGUGAAAAUUCAUUGAAGUCCUUAAUAACUAAUGCCCCCACAUCAUAAGACAGAGGGAAUUGAAGGGUUUGUAUGAUUAGGCCAAUGUCAUUAGUCAUUCAUAAACUUGAUGUUUCAGCACGGUAUUGCUAAUCAUAUUAAUUCAUCACAGAAUGGUAACAGCACAGAAAGAAGCCAUUCAGUCUAUCGUCUCUGUGUGCUGGCUCUCCAAAAGACCGAUGAACUGAGCGCCAGUCUCCCGCCUCCUCCCUGUAGGCCUGCACAUUCUUCUUUGUCAGAUAACAAUCCAAUUCCCUCUUGAAUAUCUCGAUUGAAUCUGUCUCCACCACACUAUCAGACAGCCCAUUCCAGAUCCUAACCACUUGCUAUGUGAAGCCCUCACAUCACCAUCACUUCUUCCACCAAUUAUCUUAAAUCUGCAUCACCAACUCCACCCCCCACCCCCCCCCACAUCCCAGCCUACCACCGCUGGGAACAGUUUCUCUCAACGUACUGUGUCCAGACAGGAUUUUGAAGAUCUCAAUCAAAUCUCUUCUCAAAUUCUCCAAGGAAAAUUGCUCUAAUCCUUCUACAUAAUGGGUGGUCCUCGUGCCUGGAUCCAUUCUCAUUAAUCUUUCCUGCACCCUCUCCAAUGCCUUCAUGUCUUUCUGAAAAUGUGGUGGCCAGAACUGGACUUGAGGCUGAAUCAGUCUCUCACACAGGUUUAACAUAGCCUCCAUGUGCUUGUAGUCCACAGCACACUGAAGAAAGCCCAGGAUAUUAUACAUUUUAUUAACUACUCUCUCAGCUGACCAUUUUCAAUGAUAUAAGCACACAUACGCCCAAAGUAAGUAACUGUAUCAAUAUUGAUGGGCAGGCUGAUAUUUUGGAAUAUUCCCCUCUGCAAACCUCAUUAAAUGUAGAAAUUUGUCGACGUUGAAUUCCAUAAACUUUACUAGAGCUUUGGUAAAACCAGAACCAAAGCAUUUUUCAAGAACAACUUGAUUUUAUAAGAAAGGUUUUACAAAUUUUGACUGGCUCACAAGUCAAAGAUAUCAGUCAGUAUUUGAACCUUUGAUCGAGGUACUUUCUCCUGAUGUAUACUGAAUUUAUGGUCUUCAUGUGGAAACUUUGUAAUGGAAUGGAAUCAUGCAGCCAUUAAGCCCAUGUACUGCACCAGGUCUUUAAAGGUCAUUGAGGUUGUGGAUGGAUAGACCAGUUCUUGAUCUGCAGAACUUUGGUCACAUGGGACAGGAUGCCCCAUGAAUCACUGAAACCUGAAGGGCAGGACUUGCUUCUAUUUCUGCCUCUUUUCUGGCACUGUUCUGCUGUAACUCAAAGCAUAGUGUCGCUCAAUGGACAAGAUGCUAGUUUGAAUGGUCGAUAGCAAAGUGAUGCAGAUCUUUGGAAGAGUUAUUCAGUCAGUUACACUCCCUCUGCUUUACGCCUGCAAUUCUUUUCCCCUUAUGCAGUUCCUUUUCGAAUGUUACAAUUGAUUCUGCUUUCAUCACCCUUUCAGGCAGUGCACUCAGAUCAGAGCAGCAUAUCAUGUCUGUAUCCCUCCCUCUGGUUCUUUUGUUAAUCACUUUCAAUGGGGAUCCUCUGCUUACCCACCAUCCUGCUCGAAGAAACAGCUUCUCCCUGUACAUUCUUACCAAAGCUAUUUAUAAUCUUCAAAGUUAAAAAUCACACAA
Molecule: messenger RNA, 3490 nt
Organism: Chiloscyllium plagiosum (whitespotted bambooshark)
Lineage: Eukaryota; Metazoa; Chordata; Chondrichthyes; Orectolobiformes; Hemiscylliidae
Product: paired box protein Pax-6-like
Biological process (GO): regulation of transcription by RNA polymerase II; anatomical structure development
Molecular function (GO): DNA-binding transcription factor activity, RNA polymerase II-specific; RNA polymerase II cis-regulatory region sequence-specific DNA binding
Source: RefSeq, a predicted model, not a curated record